Molecule: messenger RNA, 3069 nt
Organism: Sugiyamaella lignohabitans
Lineage: Eukaryota; Fungi; Ascomycota; Dipodascomycetes; Dipodascales; Trichomonascaceae
Exons: 1
Coding region: 1-3069 (1022 amino acids)
Cellular component (GO): membrane
Source: RefSeq, a predicted model, not a curated record
AUGGUACUAACACAAGCAGAAAAUAUCGAUCCAUUCGAUGAUACCGAUGACAAUGUAGAUACAUUGAGAGAACAGACAGCGGGCUUAUCAUCUUUCGCAUUAGAAGAAGGCAUGUCGGGGCCCUUCUUAUCGGAUCAUCACUUGUCUGAACAUGGUACUUCACAUCAGUCCCAUACAAUAAGGGAUGAAAUGGCACGGUUCGAACGUAAAUCUGAUAUUAACAAACUGAGUAGAUCCGACGGCGAUGCCUCUUCUGUUAAAGAUAGAAUCCAGUCUUCUUCGGAUGAGCCUAGCUCCAGCCAGUAUUUGAGUGGAGCAAUAGCUCUUGAAGAUACGCCUUUAUUGCCAAAUCAGGAAUCAUAUUCAAUUGCAUCAUCAACACCAAUAUCACUCAAGCCAGGAGAUGAUAACUCCAAUAAUAAUAAUUCUCUCCAUACCGAGCCUAGUAGGACCGCUGAAACCAGCGCCAGUAGUUAUCAUACCUUUGAAGAUACUCAUCAUCUACGUCAGAAGUUGUCAUUCAAGGAGAAAAUGGAAGCAUGGUCAAAAUUGAAUUUUAAAAAGGAAACGAUAAUCGAUGAAUUAAUAAAGAAACCAAUUAGUUACAUACCCCCUGUUAUUUUGGGAACGUUGCUGAAUGUACUCGAUGGUCUCUCGUAUGGUAUGAUAUUGUUUCCAUUGGCAACCCCUAUAUUUAGUCAUCUUGGCCCAGCAGGGUUGUCAAUGUUUUAUGUGAGUUGUAUUGUUUCACAAUUAAUUUAUUCGUUAGGAGGGAGUCAAUUCAAGGCUGGUGUUGGUUCAGAGAUGAUUGAGGUGGUCCCUUUUUUCCACACAAUGGCAUAUUCAAUUAUGGACGAGGUGGGUCCAGAGAACCCACAAGCCGUCAUUGCUACGACCAUUCUUGCAUUUGCCAUCUCAUCAAUGAUCACAGGGAUAGUGUUCUUUCUAUUAGGUUAUUUUGGACUGGGAUCAUUGGUUGGUUUUUUUCCUCGACAUAUUUUAGUUGGGUGCGUGGGUGGUGUUGGGUAUUUUUUGGUUGUCACUGGAAUUGAAGUCUCUUCAAGUCUUGGUGGAUCUCUUGAAUACAAUUGGACUGUGUUGAGCCAUCUUUUUCAGACAGGGGUACUGAUAAGAUGGCUGACUCCAGUACUACUGGCCAUAUUACUGAUGAUUAUGGAGCGCACAUUCCACAACCCUUUAAUCCUACCGACCUAUUUUACUGCUAUAUUUGGUUUCUUCCACCUGUUUGUCUGGCUUGUUCCGUCUUGGAGCUUAGAACUUGCACGGGAGAAUGGAUGGAUUUUUCAAGCUCCAUCUGUUAAUGAACCUUGGUGGAGCUUCUACAAGCUCUACGAUUUCCAACAAACUAGCUAUGGCUCAUUGUUGCAUGUUAUUCCUGCCAUGUUAGCAUUGACAUUUUUUGGUCUAUUACACGUUCCUAUAAAUGUCCCUGCGCUAGCUGUAGCAACCAAAUCAGAUGAUAUCAACGUUGAUCGGGAACUCAUAGCGCACGGAAUGUCUAACUUUGUUUCUGGGCUCUGUGGUAGUAUUCAAAAUUACCUUGUUUACACAAACAGUUUGUUUUUUAUCCGAAGUGGAGCUGAUAGUAGAGUUGCUGGUGUUAUGCUAGCUUUGGCGACCGUGGUAGUUAUGGUAUCGGGUCCAGUUCUAAUUGGGUAUAUUCCAAUCAUGUUGGUUGGUGCUUUGAUAUUUCUCCUGGGGUUCGAGCUCCUGAUUGAGGCACUAUACGACACUUGGGGUAGACUUAAUAGAUUUGAAUAUUUUACCAUUGUCACUAUCGUACUUACCAUGGGGGUUUGGGAUUUUGUGUAUGGUAUCUUAAUUGGUAUCGUUCUAGCAUGUGUUUCUUUUGUGAUACAGGCAUCGCAGACUAGCUCAGUAAAAGGCUCAUUUACGGGUGUGGUUGCUCGAUCUACUGUCCGCCGUCAUUUUAUGCAACAAAAAUUUCUUAGCGAGGUGGGUGAUCAAAUCUAUGUUUUGAAGUUAUCGGGAUAUAUAUUUUUUGGUACAGUUGUUAAAGUUGAACAGGCCGUGCGAGACUUACUCGAUGAGCGCCGCUUUACCCAGCAGCCUAUUAGAUAUCUUAUCAUCGACAUUGGCGCUGUUACUGAUAUAGAUUUUUCUGCUUCUGAGGCCUUUGCGAGAAUGAAACGACUACUGGACUCUAAAGGUGUUUUCAUGCUACUCUCAGGUGCCACAGAAGAUGUGAGCGUUGUCAGGGGUCUUAAAGCUAUUAAAUUGCUUACAGUUUCUGAUAGUGACUCAGAGCGGCCGGCAAAAUUAUUUCCGCGUCUUAAUAUGGCUUUGGAAUGGUGUGAAAAUGAAUUUCUAAGCGGCUACUAUAGCCAUCGCGAACGGUAUAAUUCAGAGGAUACUAUUGCAAGUGCUGGCAGAGGCUCUCCUCGUCCUAUCUAUUCUGCUGCUGAUAAGGGUACCAAGCACAAUGUGUCUCAUUUACAAAUCCCGGACCAUCAGAAAAGUAUCAUUAACAAUGACAUUCGAUAUGGCAUCUCACCGCGAGCCAUUUCGUUCAGGAAAGCUGUAGAAAACGCAGCCAAAGAAGAUUUGAAGGUUGUUACAAAGUGGAAGCAGCUACAACAACCUUUGCCCAUUAUGAUGCAAAUAUUUCAAGGUGUCUCUGAUAAGGGAGAGGAUUUUUGGGCUGAACUUCUUCCGUACUUCAAACGAGAGCAGCCUGCAAAGGGAACGGUGCUGUAUACCUCUGGAAAUGAGGCAACUGGCUUCUAUCUCGUAGAGUCAGGCAUAUUAAGAGCAGAUUACGAUCUUGAGCAGGGAAAGCUGUAUGAGAGUAUCCUUGCUGGAACAACAUGUGGUGAACUUCCCUUUUUUUCUGAAACUCGAAGGACAGCAACUGUGGUCGCCGAAACUAACGCAGUGGUGUGGAAGCUGGAUAGAGAAAGUUGGGAGAAACUCAAAAAUUCAAAACCGAAUGGGCUCGAACUAGCUAAUGAGCUUCUAGAGAUUGCAUUGCGGCUUACUGUAGAACGAUUCACAUCUAUCACGGCAUAUGUGAUGAUCUCCUCAUAA